Messenger RNA from Micropterus dolomieu (smallmouth bass), 588 nucleotides. RefSeq names its product prolactin-like. Gene Ontology annotation, cellular component: extracellular region. Gene Ontology annotation, biological process: positive regulation of receptor signaling pathway via JAK-STAT; positive regulation of cell population proliferation; response to nutrient levels. Lineage: Eukaryota; Metazoa; Chordata; Actinopteri; Centrarchiformes; Centrarchidae. The record is from RefSeq and is a predicted model, not a curated record. The transcript has 4 exons. The coding region runs from base 1 to 552 and encodes 183 amino acids. Gene Ontology annotation, molecular function: hormone activity.
AUGGCUGUGAAUUUUCUAGGAUGUAAGCAGUUAAUUGUGAAUAUAAUAAUCAUCAUCUGUCUCUUCCAGGACUCUCAUUUCCCUCCUAUAGGCCGCAUGAUCAUGCCCCGCCCCUCAAUGUGCCACACCUCCUCUCUGCAGACACCAAUUGACAAGGAGCAAGCUCUUCAAGUAUCAGAGUCAGACCUGCUGUCAUUGGCUCGCUCCCUGCUCCAAGCCUGGGUAGACCCCCUGGUAGUCCUGUCCACCUCCGCUAACACCCUGCCUCACCCUGCCCAAAGCAACAUAUCUAACAAAAUCCAGGAGCUGCAGCAGCACUUCAAGAACCUGGGAGACGGCCUGGAUAUCCUAUCUGGCAAGAUGGGCCCAGCGGCUCAGACCAUCUCCUUACUGCCCUACAGAGGAGGCAAUGACAUCGGCCAGGACAAGAUUUCCAAAUUGACCAACUUCCAUUUCCUGUUGUCCUGCUUCCGCCGGGACUCGCACAAGAUUGACAGCUUCCUGAAAGUCCUCCGCUGUCGGGCGGCUAAAAUGCUACCUGAGAUGUGCUGAAGAGUGAGGCAGCCAGCUUGACUCUGAGGGGAGAUC